GUCGGCCAGAGUUGACGCGUUUCCACCGCAGAUCGUCCCGGAUGCGCGUCGUACGGGGUUGUCAUAUUGUCGGUCGUCGUCAUCCAUCGUCCGUCACCACCCGCCUUCAUCCUCACUAAAUACACACGUCACAAUCGUCAUUCGUCGUUGUCGUGCGUGCCAAUUCGAAUGGAAUUAGUGUGUUCAAAUUUUGAAGUGUUGUUUUCAAAAAAUCCAUCAGAAUCACGUUGUCAAAUUUGGGGAAAGUAGUGUGCUGUGCUUUUUAAAAAUGGGGGUCUCAAUGGUUCAGUGAAAACAACAAGAUCGAGGGCGGCCCUACCUUCUGGGAAAGCCUACCACGACACGACCACGGGAAUUUGUGGAGCCAGGAGAAGAAAAAGAAGCAAAACAGCCACUGUCGCCUGUGAGAGAAAACGAAGCAGGCUGGCUCUAAGGUGUAAAGUUAUUUCACCCAAGCAGUCCCAGUCUGUCAGUGCCAGUUUACACACACCCCGCGCGAUCAAAGUAAGCCAUAGGUAUAUCUUCAGGUUUUCGGCACUUCGCUAGGCCAGUGUGACCAAACCAACACCUUUGUGCAUGUGUUUCUGUGUGUGUAAGAGUGCGGUGCACCCGACUCACCUGUCAACUUUCUCGCCAAGCUACUACUACAGCGGAAAAAAAUUAGCAACAUCAUAUUUACAGUUGUUUUGGAAUUGGAAGCGCCGCAUCGCUGCUAAACAUUCACAUGUGGAUGCACCACCAGCUUUUGGAUACUGUUGAAUGAAUGAAUGAAUGAUCCUAACAGCCAGAAACGAGAAGCAAUCAACCACCUACCUUACCUUGUUUCGAAGUCUGAACGAGAGAUUAGGCCAUUUCUAGUAGUGGUUUCCACCAAAAUUGGAUCGAUGGACUUACUUGAGCCAACAAAAACCAGGGAACAUCUUCCAGAAGAACACAUAGGAUUUGUCGGACCGACAGCAUCUUCAGUUCAUUAAUCGUCUUCUCUCACGUGUGUGGUGCGUUUGGAGCCGAUGUUUUGGAGCAUUUGAAAGCCGACAAGAGAACAUGUAGGAAGGCCCCCAAAACAGCAGUUACAAACAGAAGAAAAAUUGGGGAAAAAUCAAGUGAGGAAAAGCAGAUAGCUAUCAGCUACAGUGAGAAAGGUAGAGGUGAAGAGUGAAGUGCAAAGCGAAAACCCGUUGAAAGCUUAUCUACUCCGUCGUGGCAGAAUGUGAUUGACAUGGAUACGGCAACAGCAACAGCAUCGUCGUCUUGGAUUUGAUACACGCCACAUGGUGUUUAUGGAAGACCGGACAGAUCUUUUCUAUCCCCGGACAGGUUGUAAUCCGAUUUGGGGCGAUGAACAUGACGAUAUAAAUGAGUAAGAAGUAUUCCUAGGUUGUUGGUGGGGUGAAGAAAAUCCGCCUGAUCCCAUCAUCUGGGACAUCAGUCAGGGGGUGGUCUGAGAUUAGCAGCAACUCUAGAAGAAAACAGCCAUCAAAUGUGGGUGACACUUUUCCAUGUUCCGUGUCAGCGUUAUUAAUGUGAACAAAAGUGAGUGUUGAUUGCGUGCGUGAUUACCUUCUCUGACGUCGUCUGACGAACGUAGAAGUAGAAGUUCCUCAUCAAAGAUGCAUGACCUGUUUACGACGGUCCUUUCGAAGCGGGAUUUGUCCCGGGCCGGGGAGCUGUUCUCGGUCGGCGACUACGAGAUUGUCAACGAUUUGAGCGAGGUGCUCGACGAAAUCUCCUCGAUCAUCAGCCACGAGGACUACCUGCAGAAUAGCAACGACCAGUCGGUGAUUGAGAUUUGCAUCAACCGGGUCACGUCAUGCAUCAAGAAGACCAACACUAUCGAGAAGCACUGUGCCGGGCUGGUGCAUCUACUGGAGACCUGCCUCAAGUACAACCUGAAACCGUCCAGCCGGGAGGCCGAUCCCCCGCACGCAAAAAUUUCCUCCGAUAUUAUUUCCAGUAUUUUUCUGAAUUACAACAAAAAACCUGUGAUGGAGGUGACUUUACCUGUGGCAGUCAAGUUUCUCAACAAAGGUAACCUGGAGCUGUCCCGAAACCUGGCCAGUUACCUAUCGUCGGCGGCCAUCGAAUACUCAUACCUGCUGUCACCUCAUGUGGCAAUAAUACUGGAAUCGUUGCUCAGCGGCAAUUAUGGCCUGUGCCACGUGCUGUCCCAGAUAUACGAUGCGACUCCCGAGCCGAUCAACGCGGAAGCGAAAAGGUUCGUCGAGAUCAUUCCCAAAUGCGAACUGCAGGAACAGAUUGUGAUUCUCCAGCUGCUGGUAACGAUCGUUAAAAAUCAGCCAUCGAUGCUGCUAGACAGCAUCCGUCAGCUUUUCGAUCUGGCCCUCAAACCUUCGAUUUCAACUGCCGCAAUGCUGGUCAUUCUCAAAAUAGCGGAGUACAAACCUCUGAAGAUGAUCGAAUACACCGAAGCGAUUAAAACUACUGCGCAUAUGGUACCGCAAACGGUGGGUUUUGCUGCCCAGACGUUGUCGGCCAUUGGUAAAACUAGCAAAGAACGAGCGCAGGUAGCUCUAGACUUUGUACUGGAAUAUCUACCCAAGGCGGAUCGUCCACUGCAGCCGAUCCUACUCAACGAGGCGACAAAACUCUGCACCAAGUACCCAGUUCUAUUCACCGAUAAGGUAACCUCAGUUGUUCGACAGCGGCAACUUAACAACAACCAGGUCAAGCAAACCUCAGCCGGAGUUACCAUCGUGAACCUCAACUCAUCUGCCACACUUCCGGUAACGACGACGGCAUCCGUUACAACUCCACCGGUGAUUCUGGACACGCGACCGAUCAUAUCCAAGAAUCCUCACGUUGCCGUCAUCAACCACAGUAGCAACGUCGUAAGCAAUAGCAGCCCAGCCGCAACGACGAAUCCAACGACCGUAACGAGUCCGGUGUCGACAACGGUGAUCAAUACCUGCAACGGUACCACGACAACUUCUACUAUCCAUCCGGUACUGUUGACCAACUUCAUCAACUCCGCCAACGCAACACCGACGAUGAACGGAGGCACCACGGUCGUUCCACAUCCGAGCUACACCCGGCGGAAGUUAGGCGACUCACGAAGCACCGGCCGGCUACAUUCGGGCGGUGGAGGCGGCAACAAAAGUAUGACCCGAUUGAACAUUGCCGGCGGUUCGGUGGGCGGCCUACACAAAUCGAUGACCCGGCUUAGCUCGUCGCAGAUGCUCGGGCAAUAUAAUGGAGACAUGGGCCCUCUGGACGAGUCGGGUAAGCCGCACCACGGAACCAGCACCGGAACCGGCGGAACCAGUACCGGAAUCGUGGCAGAUGGAAGCAGCGCUGGUGGUGGUUCCAACUCCAACAGUAACAUUCUCAACAGUCAUUCCAGUGGCAAUGUGGCGAUCGCCUUUGCCAACAACAAAAACAAUAGUGUUCAGAACUUUUCCUCACCCGUUCCUCCGCCGCUAAGUCAACAUGUGACCAUCACCGGUGAAAACAAGUGGGGUAUCCCUCAGACGAAGAUAACCUCCGGGGGUGUGACCGUGACAACAUCUCCCACCCGACCUCAACGACCCUACUCACAGGGACCGAACACCUUAAUGGGUUCAGCAGGUGCUCUAGGGAAAAACUCCUUAGGAGGCCUCAACCAAUCAUCCGGAUCCAUUGGGAUGGUCCACGUCCACCACGCAUCUCCUGCCUCACCAACCAUGUUCAACAAUCAUUCCCAGCAAACAUCACCCCAGCUCACGACUCUCUCGCUCAACUCGAACGAUGACAGUGGAAACCAGGUGAGCGUAUCCGGUCCAGCAACGGUAACUUCUCGACGAAACGACAACCGUAGUGUUACAAUCCUCAACGCCAGCAACACCCGGGUAAGCGUAUUCGAGCCCUACCCAAUGCGGGACACCAUUCAACAUUUUUGCGAGAAACACCUGGACAAAAUCAAAUCCUACACCAACGGAGUGGCCCAGCGAUUACCGCCUCCGGCAAAGUGUAUCAUCGAAGAACGAAGAGCAAAAAAGACAGCCAAGCUUCACUUUGCCUGCCAAGUCCGAGGACCCCACUGCCUGUACACGAGAACCAUGUUCACCAUGCGAACCCGAAACCCCCGGACCUGGAUCCAUCUCAUGUUUCUGGACCUACAAGCUCGGGCUCCCCAAAACGCCCUUAGCAGUUGGGAUCCGAGCGUAUCCCGACUUAAACACUGCUGGGAUACGUUGAAGUGUGAGAAUCGGACCUUCAUCACCCUGGUAACCAGUGCGUUCCCGAAUGUUAAAGAGCAGGAUGCGCUGGUCAAUGAACUGCGGAAUGCCGGGUUCUUCGAUGUGUUCGAGAUGGGUGCCGCCAGUACCCCGGAAGGUGCCAGCAGCGAGGAUCUGCAGUUUCAGUGGGGCUGCUUCCUGUGUCACCAUCCGGACAAAGCGAUGGGCUUCCUACACGGCAACAACCAACCAGUCAUCGAGGGCCAACUAAAGGAGAAGAAAGGCAAGUGGCGGCUGUUUCGACGGUGGCGCACCCGCUAUUUCACCCUGUCCGGGGCACAUCUUUCCUGCAAGGGUUCGACUGGAGGUGAAAGCAUCGACGUCAACCAAAUCCGUUCGGUUAAGGUGUCCCGCGGAGCUCGUAACAUUCCGAAGGCUUUCGAAAUUUUUACCGGGGAUCAGACACUAAUUCUCAAACCUAAGGACGGCAACAAGGCGGAGGAAUGGGUUCAAUGCUUGAGCAUAGUGUUGGCACAUUCUCAGGCUCGUGAUAGUCCAACAACCCGUACCAACAGCCUUCCUGCCCGGAGCAUCGGCAACAGUCGAACUGUCUUCUAGACGAAUGCAAAUUUUAAAAAUUAAAAAAAAACGCCACAACUCAAAUAAAAAAACAGCAGCAGCAUUAGAUACUUAAAGUGUUAACCUCAAAAGACUUAAAACAAACUUAAACAUUUACUUAACAUUAACAGCAAAGAUAAGUGAAAAACAGCAAACAAAAGGCCAACAUUUCCUUCCAUUAAAUGUUAGAUGUUAUUAAUCGUUAGAGUGUAACUGGUAGCUUGAAACUAUUCAACAGAACGACUAGAGACAAUCUCCAAUUACUAGUGAUAGAGAGCAGCAAACAAAAAUGCGCCAACAAACGAUAUAAAAAAAGUACUCUGCCCGUUGAUAGAAAUGUUAAGCCUAAUCUUAUAGUAUCAUAACUUAGGAUACAACAACAGUCAAGUAACGAAUCAAAUGUGUCAAUUUUGAAUUGAUUUCAAACAAAACAACAACAACAAAAAACUCAGAGCAUAUCGAAUGUCAAACCAGUCUUUCCGAAUAUUGUUAAUCGUUUUUUUUUUCUGUUAGAACGUAAGAAGUGAGACUAACAACAAUUUACGAAACUACGAAGCGCACGACCUUCCAUUGGAUUGGAGGAAUCUUUUUAAACAAUAUUUAUUCUCAAUACUAUAACAUUUUCUAGUGGGAGUGUUUCUUCCACUUUCCAUAAUCUUUCUCUCCAACCUAUUAACUAGUUCUAGGGAAAAUCGCGCCACACUUAGUGAGAUGAAUGAAAUUUUUCUUCCUGUUACUUCCUGAGUACCGUUAUUGUUAAGAGCCGAAUAUGAGAUCAGUUAACGAAACUUUCUCGCCCAUGUGUUGUAUAGCAGCAAUAAAACGUGAAAAUGCCCCCGGUAUGCUCAGAAGCAUUAUCUGCAUAUGAUGUGUAUUUACCGACCUAGCUACUCUAAGUACAGGCUAUUUAUUGAAGUAGAAAAUAAAUUUAAAAAAAAACCUUCGCUAUCUGAUGAGUGAGUUGAUU
Messenger RNA from Uranotaenia lowii, 5760 nucleotides. It is a transcript of the gene melt, whose product is annotated as protein melted. The transcript is spliced from 9 exons. Gene Ontology annotation, biological process: regulation of signal transduction. Bases 1611 to 4793 code for a protein of 1060 amino acids. Gene Ontology annotation, cellular component: plasma membrane. The record is from RefSeq and is a predicted model, not a curated record. Gene Ontology annotation, molecular function: phosphatidylinositol-5-phosphate binding. NCBI's taxonomy places the organism in Eukaryota, Metazoa, Arthropoda, Insecta, Diptera, Culicidae.